Molecule: messenger RNA, 3945 nt
Organism: Notolabrus celidotus (New Zealand spotty)
Lineage: Eukaryota; Metazoa; Chordata; Actinopteri; Labriformes; Labridae
Gene: mctp2a
Product: multiple C2 domains, transmembrane 2a
Biological process (GO): regulation of neurotransmitter secretion
Cellular component (GO): synaptic vesicle membrane
Molecular function (GO): calcium ion binding
Source: RefSeq, a predicted model, not a curated record
CUGAUCAGUGUUGUAUAAUUUUAGACUUGUAGAUGUAAAACAAAGGAUUGAUCUAUGACAUUACUAUUUUUUUCAAUCUGAAAGGAAUCAGUCAAGAUGGAGGUCAAGAAGAAGACUUUCUUGGAGAACUUGCGCAAGAAAACUAAGUUGUCAAACCUGAAGAAGCCAGGAAAAAAACCACCCGCCAAGCCGAGCAGACAUCUGGCCCAUAGGCGCAGUAUUUCUGUACCAGACCUAAGGUUUGUGCCAGGUGAAGCAUUUUCUACAGACAGCGCCUUGGGGUCCAAUGGCUCUGAUGCCGUCUUCUUUGGUGUCUCCCCUGGCGUAAGUGACACUGAUUCUGUUGCAAGUGGUUUGAUUCCUGAAGGACCAAUUUUCACGGACAAACUAAGCGAUUCUGCCCCAGAAACAAGACUCAGAGUUCCCAGAGAUUACUCAGCGGGUGCUUUGAAUAGAACAAGUGCACCAGUGGAGACGCUGGCUUCGUAUGAGGAAUUUGAUGGUAUGUUAAAUAUAAGCUCAGGAAACACGGUAACUUCAGACCGCUUGUAUGGUACACCGGAGACAAGAGUAAAGAGGAAAGCAGCGAAGUUUUCUUUCGACCCUGUUCCUGCACCAAGAUUUGCUUUCCUCAGUGCCAAUGCUCUGUCACCAAUACCAGACCAGGUAGAGAGAGAAAGUCUCUGGGGUGAUGAUACCUCAGCAGACAGAGUGCUUUCGGGUUCUCUUGCUGCAGCACUGGCUCGAGCAAGCUCCCUUGGCGAACAAGCAAACCCCGACACUGAGAAGAAGGCCGUAUCAUUUGAACAGAAAAAGCCGUCAUCUGAAAAAGGGACUCCACCAAGAGCCAGAGGAAAAAAUUUUGCAGAAAGAUGGUCUGUGUUAUCAGAUACUCCGUAUACUGCUUUGGAAAGCGUAGACAGUAUCUCUCUGGACUCUGCUACUUCCAACGAGGAGCGAGUCAUCAUGCCCUGGACAACAGACUCUGAAGAACUUGAACGAGAACCUCGCACUCCCCUUUUUAUGAAACACUUCCCCCUGGAUGAGUCUAUGCUAGAAGAUGCCCAGUCUGAGGAGGCCAUGGAAGAAAUUGAGAUGUGCAGUGAGCCUUGUGAUUUCUUUGAGGAAAAUCUGCAAGAUCCCUUGGAAACCUCUGUGCCAGCAGGGCCUGAAGCUCAAACGCCCGGCCCAUGCCAGAGGUAUCUUCUGAACAUCAACCUAAAGCAAGGGAAGAACCUAGUCAUCAGAGACAAGCGAUCUGGUAGCAGUGAUCCUUAUGUGAAGUUCAAACUUGAGGGAAAGCAGCUUUAUAAAAGCAAAGUGGUUUAUAAAAACCUAAAUCCACGGUGGAAUGAGUCCUUCAGCUAUCCUCUUCGCGACAGAGAGCAUAUUGUGGAUGUCCGGGUGUAUGAUAAAAAUCGGACAGCGGAUGAGUUCAUGGGUUCCAGCACUGUUCCUCUAAAGCAGCUUGAAUUGUACAAAACCUAUGAAAUGGAGCUUCAUCUUGACGAUCCAAAAAGUAAAGAAGAUGACAUGGGAGUAGUUAUGGUUGAUGUCUGCCUGAUGUUUAGAGAUGCCACCAUCAAAAGAAGCCCUAGAUGGCCACCGAGGAAGAACAAGCAGAACCAGGGCACUGCAGCCCAGCGACCUGUUGAAACGCAGAAGAACCAGCUGAAAAAUCAGAUGUGGACUGGGGGGCUUGGAAUCACCUUAGUGGAGGGACAGGACAUACCACAACAUGGCAACGGGGACGUUUACGUCCGCUUUCGCCUGGGUGAUCAGAAGUACAAGAGCAAGAACCUUUGCAUUCAGGCCAAUCCCCAGUGGAGAGAGCAGUUUGACUUCAAUCAGUAUGAAGACAAGGAACUUCUGCAGGUGGAGGUGUUUUCAAAAAGAGGGAGGAAGGGCGAGGAAUCAUGGGGGAUGUUUGAGAUUGACCUAUCGAGACUUCCACUUAAUGAGAGACAGCUCUACACUCAUGUGCUGGACCCUGGAAAGGGCAGGCUGGUGUUUCUGGUCGCUAGACCCUGCUGGGGAGUCUCAAUCUCUGACAUUGAAACAGCUAGGCUUGAGAAUCCUGAUGAGCGAGGCACAGUGGAGGAUAGAUUUACCUUAAAGAAUUCACACAAGAAAGUGGGGGAGGUUGGCUUCCUUCAGGUUAAGGUUAUUAAGGCAAAUGAUCUUCCUGCAACAGAACUCAAUGGAAAAAGUAACCCCCUAUGUGUAGUUGAACUUGGGAAUGGCAAACUUCAAACUCACACCCUCUACAAGACCCUCAAUCCAGAGUGGCACAAGGCCUUUACAUUUCCAAUCAAAGAUAUCCAUGAUGUGGUAGAGUUAACUGUCCUUGAUGAAAAUGGGGACAAGGCCCCAAACUUUUUGGGGAAAGUGGUGAUUCCAUUACUGACAGUCCAGAAUGGGCAGGAGAUCUGUCUGUUCUUGAAGAAAGAAAACUUGGGAAGUGUAUCAAAAGGAACUAUCACACUGAUUCUGGAUGUAAUUUAUAACAAAGUCAGAGCUGGCAUCAAAACCUUCCAACCGAAGGAGUCGAAAUACGAUGAAAACGCGAAGUUCUCCAAAAAGGUUCUUGCCCGGAAUAUAUAUCGGGUUCGAAUCAGCACAGCAGUUCUGUACACGUUACAGUACAUUAAAAGCUGUUUUCAAUGGGAGAGCACACGGAGUCUAAUAGCCUUUCUGAUCUUCCUCGUGACGGUGUGGCACUGCGAGCUCUUCAUGCUGCCCCUGUUCCUGCUUCUGCUUGUUGGCUGGCAGUACUUCCAUCUCACAACAGGCAAGGCCAGCUCCAACCAGGACCUGGUGAACAUGAGCAUGGGUGACGACGAAGAAGAAGACGAAAAGGAAUCCGGAAAAAAGGGUUUGAUGGAUAAGAUACACAUGGUUCAGGAAGUAGUGCUGGUCGUCCAAAAUGUUUUGGAUGAAAUCGCAAACAUCGGAGAAAGAACCAAGAACAUAUUCAACUGGACUGUCCCAUUCCUGUCAUGCCUGGCCUGCUUGGUGCUGUUUCUGGCGACCACGCUGUUAUAUUUUGUGCCACUGCGAUACAUUGUGCUGAUAUGGGGCAUUAACAAAUUUACCAAGAAGCUGCGCAACCCAUAUACUGUUGACAAUAAUGAAAUUCUGGAUUUCCUCAAGAGGGUGCCUUCUGAUGUUGAAAAGGUGCAGUACAGCGCUCUUAGAGCGCCCACCAGCCAGCCGCGGAAGAAAAAGUAAGCUCGGCUCAGAUAAAAGGCUGCUCUCCGUUUGAAUAUGGUACAGCGCCGUCCACCUGACAACAAUGCUCCAGUGCCAGCAGAGCCCGUGACCCCAUGCACCCCAUCGUACCACCCUAACUCUGCCCCCUGCUGCUGAGGGGCAGCCAGCCGCUCUCUGGCUUGUGUGUUUGCCACCCCCCUGACAGAGGCUGUGAACUGCAGCAGCUAGGAGGGCAGCACAUGGCGCUGUCAAUCACAAGCCUGGAGGUAAAGAAAAGAGAAGCCCUGUAAGGCUCGGCCUUCAUCUUUGGAAAUAAUUUAGAAAAGGAAUGAGAAGCUUUGGGUUUAGCUUACCUUAGACCUCCACUCUAAUGUUUUGUUUUUUAACUUUGGUGAAACUGAGAAAUUUGCCUAAAGCUGAAGUUAAAUGAAAACUGCAUAGUUAAACUAUGUGUUUAUAUAGUUAAAGAUAAAUAUGUAUCAGAGAGUCUUGGAUCAUAAGUAAGAGAAUGUUUUGUUUCGCAUUUACAAUAUCACAACAAAGUGCUGUGUGUUGAUUUUCUGUGGGAUUUGUUGUUAAGAAUGAAAUCCUGUCAUCUUCCCUAAUUUUAUAAAGAACAAAUAUAUAUUUAUACUGUGCUUGUAUUAUGUUGUGUAUAAUUUCUGACUAUUUUUGUAUGUUAAGUUCAUGAAUGUUUGACUGAUUCAUUUGUACCAAGUAUCAUUAUCAUUA